Besnoitia besnoiti is the source of this 3087-nucleotide messenger RNA. RefSeq lists its product as uncharacterized. Gene Ontology annotation, biological process: apoptotic DNA fragmentation. Gene Ontology annotation, cellular component: nucleus; mitochondrial inner membrane. NCBI's taxonomy places the organism in Eukaryota, Apicomplexa, Conoidasida, Eucoccidiorida, Sarcocystidae. The record is from RefSeq and is a predicted model, not a curated record. Bases 1 to 3087 code for a protein of 1028 amino acids. Gene Ontology annotation, molecular function: single-stranded DNA endonuclease activity; nucleic acid binding; metal ion binding. The transcript has 5 exons.
AUGAAACUCCGUCACCGCAUGCAUCCUGUGCCCUCCGUCCUGGGGAAGCCUCUGAGGCGCGUCCGUGUCCUCAGCGGCCCUUGCGCGUCCCCGGGUUCGACGCAUGUAGUCUGCUCGCCUUUGCUCCGCUCCACGGUCACCGUCUCCUCGCCACCGGCUGCUCAGCGGCGCAGCACCGCGGCCUGCGUCCUCCCCACCGCGGACUUCGUGGCCUCACGCGACGCCGAGAGACAGCCUCGUCUGAGCCCGCUCACGCGCAGAGCCUUCUCUACAUCUCCCGCUUCGCCUGCGUCACCCGCCCCCUCCACGGGCGCCUCGCCCGCCCGCGGCGCGACGAGCUUCGUGUCUUGGAGGUCGCUUGCGGUCUUCUCCCUCGGGACGCUCUGCGGAGCGACGGGCGUCUGGCUGCUCGCACGCAUCCACGGCGCGGACAGCGGCGUCUGCGCUUUUUUACCUUCCUUUUCCUGCGCGCCGGGCGACGGCGAUGCCGAGCCCGCGGAGCACAUUGAAAACGAGCUCGCGCGGCUCCCAGAAACUAGGGCUCCAGGCCCGCGGCGCCAGCUCGCCGCGCCACUCGUCGCGGUGGCGCCCGAGCGACCGCGGAACCCGCAAGCGGCGGAGGAGACUCAGGGGGCUAGCGCAGGGUGGCGAAACCUCUCCACGCACUACCCCGCGGCGCUCCUGCCGUCGACCGAGCGGCUCUUAGAGUCCCCUGCCUUCGUGUCUCUCGUCUCCACGACGCGCCGGCAGCCGCUCUACGUGGCGGAGCGGCUGCGCGGGCCUGGAGACCCGGCGCCGGGGCGCGCGGGAGACCGGAGCGCGAGUCAGACGCAGGGCGAGGAAGGCGACGCGACGCAGCGAGAGGAGGGCGCUGAGGAAGCCGAGGGUGUCUCGUCGUGGCCUCUCUCGUUCGGCAGAAAGCGAUCCGAGGCGGAGGCGAAGGGCCGGCGGCGUGAGCCACAGGGACGCGACACGGCGACCGACGCGCCUCGGCGCACACCUGGCGCCGAGGCCGCAGAGACGCAGCCGGUGGCGCGCACGCAGGAGAGGGACUCUGAGGAGCGCAGCGACACUGUCGCGGGAAGUGGAGCGAGCUCCGAGGAUGACGCGGAGUCAAGCGAUGCGGAACAGGCCCAGGACGGAGAGGGGCCGACGGACGCUGCUCUAGGGCGGCGCGGCUUAUAUUCGAAGAAGAAGCAGAAGGGCUUCAAAGCCACGGGCGGCGUGGACCGCCGAGGCCUCAAUUUUACACAGGACACGCGCAUUGAGAAGGCCUGGAGCGCGGAUAACAGCGAUUAUUUGCGAUCUGGCUACAGCAAGGGACACCUAGCGGCGGUCGCGUUGCAUAAGGACUCCCUCGAGUCGGUUCAGAGCACCUUCUCGCUCGGUGCGAACAUUGUGCCGCAAAACCAAGCUGUGAACGCCGGAGAGUGGUUUCGGCUCGAGAUGUUAACCAAGGCUCUCACGCAGCUCUACGAGGACGUCUACGUGGUCUCGGGUCCGCUAUGGAUUCCGAGCGACCUCGUCGCCCGCACCACACACGUCGCGCUCCCAGCGUGCCCGCUGCGUUCGAGCUCCGCUGCCCACCACGCCGCGCCGCACGCUGCACUCGCCCGCUCGGUCUCUGCGCCUGCGAGCAACGCUGCCGCGGCUGCGGCAGCCAGCGGCGCCGACGCGAAGGACGCGCAGCGCGAGUUUGAACGCCCCUCCGUGGCGCAGGCGGACGGCGGGUCGCCGAGCCCGCGACGCAGCGGGGCGGCCGAGGCAGGCGCCGACGCGUCCAAACCCUGUCUCCGAGGACGGAGUGCCCAGGCGCUCGAAGCAGACGACACCGCGGGAAACGGUCAGUGCGACGAACCGAGCGAACUCGCGGCGAGACGAGGAUUCGCGGCGCGACUCCUGCGAGGGAAGCCUCAGGAAAAGAGAGACGGGGAGCACGAGGGCGCCAGGUCCCUCAUGAGGAACUUCGCCUGCCUCAGACCCUUCUCAUCCUCUCCGGAUGUCUUCCCUGUGUCGCUGGAGGCGCUGACCGGCUCGAGCGUCCGCGACCGCGCCUCAACCUCCGCUUUUUCGCUCUUUUCGUACUUUGCACCCGCGCCUGGGACUGCGCCGCGCGCCGACGCGGACGUGCUGGAGCUCGCGCUGCGUGCCUGCCGCGAGGCGCUCCGCGAACAGGCCGACUCACAGCCUUCUUCCUCCUCUUUCUCUUCCUCCUCUUCUUCUCCUGCCGCUUCGCAUCCAUCGUCUGGGAAGGCUGCGCUGCUUCACAUGGAGCACGAAGUCGUUGGCUCGCGGCUGGUGGCGGUUCCCACGCACUUGUUCAAGGUUGUACUGGGCGUGCGCCCGCGGCGCGCGGGACACGGAAGGCUGGCGGCGAAAGACGCAGACGCGGAGACAAACUCCGUGCCGCCGGCCUGGGCGCCUCCGCCCGUCGUGCUGGGAGCGUUCGUCGUGCCAAACAAGAAAAUUGAGGCCAGGGGCUCGGAUCUCAGCUCCUUCAGAGUCCCGCUGCAGUUCGUGGAAUGGAUCAGCGGCCUCGACUUCCAAGGCCUUGUCGCGCACGCGAGGGAGAAUGCGCUGUCGCUCCAGGACGAGGCGCCUGCCAAGUCCCAGUCCCAGCCGCCGCUGCGUCAGAGCGAUGUCAAGGGGCGCCCCGCGGCGCCGCGUGUCUCUGAGAGUCCCCAGGGAUCGAAUGAAGCCGUCGCAGACGGGCACAAGGCCCCCAGCUGGACGGCGCCUCGCAGCCUCCCCCUGGCGCCCACGGCGGAGCAGCCCCGAGAGGUGCCUCUCGAGCUCGAUACCGACCCAAGCGCGACAGAGCGCGCCCGACGCCGGCGCCACGCGCGAGAACGCGCAGCGCGAGACAACUUCCUCCGUUCCAUCGACCUCUGCCGCCCCCGUGCGUUGAGCGCCCCGGGCGAGAGCGGCGACGCGGGUCCGCGCGGUGGAGGCCGCUGGAAGGAGGCGCCGGAGGCCGAGGAUGUGAAGCAAGGGAGAAAGACAAAGAGUCGCGGAGAGCGCACGCCCCCCCCAACCACCUACAGCUUCUGCGCUCCCGGAGCAAUCGACAAACUGCGCUCUAGCUAG